AAGCCGCUCCUGCGAACCGGUUUCGCCUCGGAGAGCCGGCAGAUCUCGGCGCUGCAGCCGCGGUGCUUGCUUAGCUGCUUCCCGGGAAUCGCAGCGGGCUCAGGUUUGCCUUAGGUCCGGUCAGUGCCAUGAUCCGCCAGGAGCUCUCCACAUCCUACCAAGAGCUGAGUGAGGAGUUGGAUCAGGUGGUUGAGAACUCAGACCAGGCGGACGAGCGGGAAAAGGAGGUGGUCAAAGUCCAGGGUCCAGGGAUCUUACCAGCCCUGGACAGCGAGUCCGCCUGCAGCAGCAUCCGCUUUAGCAAGGCCUGCCUGAAGAACGUCUUCUCGGUGCUGCUUAUCUUCAUCUACCUGCUGCUCAUGGCCGUGGCCGUCUUCCUGGUCUACCAGACCAUCACGGACUUUCGUGAGAAACUCAAGCACCCUGUCAUGUCGGUGUCUUACAAGGAGGUGGAUCGCUACGACGCCCCAGGCAUUGCCCUGUACCCCGGUCAGGCCCAGCUGCUCAGCUGUAAGCACCAUUACGAGGUCAUUCCACCUCUGAAGAGCCCCGGCCAGCCAGGAGACAUGAACUGCACCACCCAGAGGAUCAACUACACAGACCCCUUCUCCAAUCAGACCCUGAAAUCCGCCCUGAUUGUGCAGGGGCCCCGGGAGGUGAAGAAGCGGGAGCUGGUCUUCCUCCAGUUCCGCCUGAACCAGAGCAGCGAGGACUUCAGCGCCAUCGAUUACCUCCUCUUCUCUUCUUUCCAGGAGUUCCUGCAAAGCCCAGACAGGGUAGGCUUCAUGCAGGCCUGCGAGAGCGCCUAUUCCGGCUGGAAGUUCUCGGGGGGCUUCCGCACCUGGGUCAAGAUGUCCCUGGUGAAGACCGAGGAGGAGGAUGGGCGGGAGGCGGUGGAGUUCCGGCAGGAGACCAGCGUGGUUAACUACAUUGACCAGAGGCCAGCGGCCGAAAAAAGUGCUCAGUUGUUUUUUGUGGUCUUUGAAUGGAAAGAUCCUUUCAUCCAGAAAGUCCAAGAUAUAAUCACCGCCAAUCCUUGGAACACGAUCGCUCUUCUCUGUGGGGCCUUCUUGGCAUUAUUUAAAGCUGCAGAAUUUGCCAAACUGAGUGUGAAGUGGAUGAUCAAAAUUAGGAAGAGAUACCUUAAAAAAAGAGGUCAGGCAACGAACCACAUAAGCUGAAGUUGCCUGCGUUGUUCGUAGGACUGCCUGAGUUCAUGGAAGUUCUCAUCACUUCUGCUUUGGUAAACCUAGCUGCCAGCAAUCCUGUCCUCACUUGAAGAAACGGGCCUUGCUGGGGGCCUGCCUGUCACACUGCAGCUUCUAACUGGUCCUCAGAGAGACAGACUGUCUAGAGCCCAGUGGAACAGAUCCAAUGGAUGACCUAACCGUCCUGUCUCUUUUAUAAAAUCGUAUUGUAAGGCAAAUGCAAAGCCAAGCAUUAAAGCUUACAUUAACAGCACUGAAAAACAGGUAUGUGUAUUUUUAAAUUCUCUCUAAAGAUGACACACCACUUUAAUAUUAAAUAGCUAACAAAAUUUGCUCCAACGUACAUAUUAAAACUGUACUUCCUGUACUGUAGAAAGUUGAGAGACCUCUUGAAUGUGCUUUCGAGUAAGUAGCUAAUUAAUUAGGAAGUGGGCAUUUCUAGCUCUUUCUUCAACAACAACUAUUAGCUGCAGCCUGCCAAAAUCUACUCUGGCUGCUCUUCAGUGAAAGAAAUGUAUGCCUAGACCGUCCACAAAAUAGACAUUUAGACCCAACCGUCUCUUCUGGGGAGGCUGGGGCUUGCCUUUUGCUGUGCAGGGUCACCCUUUCCUUCUCCGUGUGCUGCCCCCAGUUGUCAGUAAUCCCGGCCGGCCUUAGGUGAGUGUACAGCAUCUGGCAAGAGCACUGGGCCUGGACGGCUGAGGUGGUGGCCAUUUGAGAGCAUCGUAAAAUAUGAGCCACGUCCCGAAAGGAAGAGGAGUUUCUCCUGGUUUCACAGCGAGCAGAACUAGGUGCUUUCACAGUGACCUAGGAAUAGCGUGCUAGAGUUGUUUUUCAUGGAUGUGAAAGAGUAGAAGCAGACACCAGUAGUUGAAAACUUUAUAACAACAAUCUCCCUGCCCCCAUAAAAAUAGUGCUAUUAUUACUUAUAGAGUUUGAGAUUUAUCCUCCUAGGUCUAUUUCAUUUUAUUUUAUUUUGGCCGCACCGCACGGCAUGUGGAUCUUAGUUCCCUGACCGGGGAUCGAACCCGGGCCCUUGGCAGUGAAAGCAUGGAGUCCUAACCACUGGACCACCAGGGAAAUCCCAUGGGUCUAUUUCAAUUAAAACUAUGUACAUAUGUACACACAUUUAAGGUAAGUUAAACCCAUCCUCCAAACAAAAGGGACAUGAAGGAAGAUGGGAGGCUAUCCUAGAACUUAGAAUUUUAUGUGAAAAUUCUAUACAACAGAUAUACUUUGGUAAAUGGCUAGAACACUUGACUCUGGCACACAAUCUUCCUAUUCUUUAACUGGCGUACAACCUGCAAUUUGCCUUAAAAUUUUCUCUAUAUACACGU
Physeter macrocephalus (sperm whale) is the source of this 2545-nucleotide messenger RNA. It is a transcript of the gene PACC1, whose product is annotated as proton activated chloride channel 1. The coding region runs from base 129 to 1181 and encodes 350 amino acids. NCBI's taxonomy places the organism in Eukaryota, Metazoa, Chordata, Mammalia, Artiodactyla, Physeteridae. The record is from RefSeq and is a predicted model, not a curated record. The transcript is spliced from 9 exons. Gene Ontology annotation, cellular component: cell surface.